AUGGAGGAGAACGGGGCUGCCUAUAGCAGCAGUUCUGGUUUAUGCUGGCUUCAAGUGAUUGUGAAAAUGCAGCAUGGUGUAGUAGCAGUUUCCCCCAGGAAAGAAACCCCAUCUCCUUCCUUGGUGAAAGACAGAGCAGACACACUGAUCAUUGGAGGUGGUUGCGUUGGUGUGAGUCUAGCCUAUCACUUGGCUAAGGCUGGCUUGAAAGAUGUUGUUCUGCUAGAAAAAUCUGAGCUCACUGCAGGAUCUACCUGGCAUGCAGCUGGUUUAACUACUUAUUUUCAUCCUGGAAUAAACCUGAAGAAAAUCCAUUCUUACAGCAUCAAACUCUAUGAAAAGCUGGAAGAAGAGACUGGACAGGCUGUGGGUUUUCAUCAGCCUGGCAGCAUCAGAAUUGCUUCUACCCCUACUAGGGUGGAUGAGUUCAAAUACCAAAUGACUCGUGCUGGUUGGCACCCAACAGAGCAGUAUCUAAUCACGCCUGAGAAAGUACAAGAGCUAUUUCCCUUACUGAACAUGGAUACGGUUUUAGCUGGCCUGUAUAACCCUGGAGAUGGUCAUAUUGAUCCCUAUUCUCUCACUAUGGCCUUGGCUGCAGGAGCCAGAAAAUAUGGUGCCCAACUAAAUUAUCCUGUCCAAGUGACUAAUCUGAACUACCGAUCAGAUGGGACCUGGGAAGUUGAAACUCCACUUGGAAUAAUUCAAGCAAAGAGAAUUGUGAAUACUGCAGGCUUCUGGGCCCGUGACAUAGGCAAGAUGAUUGGCCUGCAGCACCCUCUCAUACCUGUUCAUCAUCAGUAUGUUGUGACAUCAACUAUCCCUGAAGUGAAAGCCCUGAAAACAGAAUUGCCUGUGAUUCGUGACUUAGAAGGAUCAUAUUAUUUGAGGCAAGAAAGGGAUGGUCUUUUAUUUGGUCCAUAUGAAAGUGAGGAGAAGAUGAAGCUGCAGGACUCAUGGGUAACAAAUGGAGUCCCACCAGGUUUUGGAAAAGAACUUUUUGAGUCUGAUUUAGACAGAAUAAUGGAGCAUAUUGAAGCUGCUAUGGAAAUGGUCCCCGUUCUGAAAAAAGCAGACAUCGUAAACACAAUUGCAGGUCCUAUCACCUAUUCUCCGGACAUUCUCCCUAUGGUAGGACCACAUCAGGGUGUCAGAAAUUACUGGGUUGCUAUUGGUUUCGGGUAUGGCAUUAUACAUGCUGGUGGCAUAGGAAAGUACCUCAGUGACUGGAUGCUUGAGGGGGAGCCUCCAUUUGACCUGAUAGAAUUAGAUCCCAACCGCUAUGGGAAGUGGACCACCACAGAAUACACAGCAGCCAAAGCAAGAGAAUCUUAUGGUUUUAAUAACAUUGUUGGUUAUCCUAAAGAAGAAAGAUUUGCUGGGAGACCAACAGAGAGAACCAGUGGUCUGUAUGAUUUGCUGAAGUCAAAAUGUUCAAUGGGCUUUCAUGCAGGAUGGGAGCAACCUCAUUGGUUCUACAAACAUGGAGAUGAGACUGGAUACAAACCCAGUUUUCGGCGCACAAAUUGGUUUGACCCUGUGGGUCGUGAGUAUAAACAGGUUAUGGAAAAAGUCGGUGUGAUUGACCUGUCACCAUUUGGCAAGUUUAAAGUAAAAGGCACAGAUUCUGUUAAGCUGCUGGAUCAUCUAUUUGCAAAUGUUGUUCCAAAGGUGGGUUCCACAAAUAUAAGCCAUAUGCUAACACCAAGAGGAAAAGUUUAUGCUGAACUAACAGUUUCUCAACUGUAUCCUGAAGAAUUUAUGCUUGUAACCGGCUCGGGGUCAGAACUCCAUGAUCUGAG
This is a messenger RNA of Cariama cristata (Red-legged seriema), 1802 nucleotides long. RefSeq names its product dimethylglycine dehydrogenase (gene DMGDH). Gene Ontology annotation, cellular component: mitochondrion; mitochondrial matrix; cytoplasm. Lineage: Eukaryota; Metazoa; Chordata; Aves; Cariamiformes; Cariamidae. The annotation marks the transcript as partial. The record is from RefSeq and is a predicted model, not a curated record. The transcript has 11 exons. Gene Ontology annotation, molecular function: protein binding; dimethylglycine dehydrogenase activity.